UAUCUUAUCUUUAUAUUUUUAUUGUAUAUACUUUGUUUAACUUAUACUUUGGACGUCAGGCCCGUACUUUUUGUACUCUUUUUAGUAUUGUUUAUGUUCACUACCGUGUCCGGGGUUUCCCCGGCCAGUGAACGUCCUAUUGUUUACACUCGCGACCAGCUGUUAGCCUUCCGUAGCAUGGCAAUGCUAACCGGCGAUAGACCCGCUGUUCCCCGCGAGCUGAGGAGAAGGAGACGGGGACGCCGUGCCGGGGCGAAGCUGUGAGCCAGAAGGAGACGAUACAGAUCUGUCCUUCAUCAUCACCAUGGGGAAUGUUAGAUCUCUCCUGAACAAGAUGGACGAUACAGACCUGUCCUUCAUCAUCACCAUGGGGAAUGUUAGAUCUCUCCUGAACAAGAUGGACGAGAGCGCGGCGCUGACCCGGCAGGAGAGGGAGUAUCGGGAGAGCAGUAUCCUCGUGUUUACUGAGAUGUGGCUAACGGAGCUAACCCCGGACACUAACGCUACACUGGAUGGUUUUCCUCUGCUGAGGGCGGACAGGAAGAGAGAGAGUGGUAAGAGGAAAGGAGGAGGGCUGGCUGUGUUUGUGAACGAUAGAUGGUGUAAUCCAGAGCUGUUAGCCGUUAGCAUGAGGCCCCACUAUUUACCUCGGGAAUUCACGCAUGUUAUCGUGAUAGCUGUAUAUAUUCCCCCCUCUGCAAACGCUGAAGAGGCAUGUGACAGCUCUACUGUAAGCAGACUGCAAACACAGCACCCAAAUGCUCUUCUCCUGAUCUCUGGAGACUUCAAUCAGGCCUCUCUCUCAAAAACUCUGCCCACUUUCAAACAGUAUGUUCCCUGCACCACCAGAGGCAAUAAAACACUGGACUUACUGUAUGCCAACACCAAGGACGCAUACAGCUCAUCCCCCCUUCCGCCCCUGGGCAGUUCUGACCACAACCUGGUUCACCUCCAGCCUGUGUACCAACCUCUGGUCCACAGGCAGCCGGUGCCCACGCGCACCGUGAAGAAGUGGUCUGAGGAGUCUGAGGAGUCUGAGGAGUCUGAGGAGUCUGAGGAGUCUGAGGAGGCCCUGAAAGACUGCUUCGACACUACUGCGUGGGAUGUGUUCACUGACUCUCACGGGGAGGACAUCAACGGCCUCACAGACUGCAUCACAGACUAUAUUAACUUCUGUUAGGAAAACGUCGUACCCACCAGGACUGUACGGUGUUUUCCCUGGGUUACCCCUGGAAUAAAGGCUCAGACAGAAAAGGGCCUUCAGAUCUGGCAACAGAGAGGAGCUGAAGACUGUACAGAGGAGCUGAGGUGGAAAAUCAGAGAGGGGAAAAACAGCUACAGGAAGAGGAUGGAGGAACAGCUGCUGCAGAGGAACGUC
This is a messenger RNA of Trematomus bernacchii (emerald rockcod), 1378 nucleotides long. RefSeq lists its product as uncharacterized. Bases 305 to 1180 code for a protein of 291 amino acids. The transcript has 2 exons. Lineage: Eukaryota; Metazoa; Chordata; Actinopteri; Perciformes; Nototheniidae. The record is from RefSeq and is a predicted model, not a curated record.